Molecule: messenger RNA, 1803 nt
Organism: Scomber japonicus (chub mackerel)
Lineage: Eukaryota; Metazoa; Chordata; Actinopteri; Scombriformes; Scombridae
Product: brain-specific angiogenesis inhibitor 1-associated protein 2-like
Exons: 14
Biological process (GO): actin crosslink formation; positive regulation of actin filament polymerization; actin filament bundle assembly
Cellular component (GO): nucleoplasm; cytosol
Molecular function (GO): protein binding; cytoskeletal adaptor activity
Source: RefSeq, a predicted model, not a curated record
CUUUCCUUCUUCAUUUUUUUUUCUCUAUACAACCACCAGCUCGGGAAAAUCCAAAUCUCCAAAUCCAAAAAAAAAAAAAAAAACCCAAAGAGGAAAUUUUUAGUCUAUGGUUUUGACUGACACCCCUACAAGGAUGUCCCGGACCGACGAGGUGCACCGUAUAACGGAGAAUGUCUACAAGUCCAUCAUGGAGCAGUUCAAUCCCUGCUUGCGGAACUUCAUCGCGAUGGGAAAAAGCUACGAGAAGGCGCUAACGAGUGUCACAUACGCUGCAAAGGGCUACUUCGACGCUCUGGUGCGGAUGGGCGAGAUGGCCAGCGAAAGUCAAGGCUCUAAGGAUCUUGGGGAGGUUCUGUUUCAGAUGGCAGAAGUGCACAGACAGAUCCAGAUCCAGCUUGAAGAGAUGCUCAAGUCUUUCCACAACGAGCUGCUGACGGAGCUGGAGAAGAAGGUGGAGCUGGACGCACGCUACCUGAACGCUGCUCUGAAGAAGUACCAGAUGGAGCACAAGAGCAAAGGGGAGAGUUUGGAGAAGUGCCAAGCUGAGCUGAAGAAGCUGCGCCGAAAGAGCCAGGGAAGCAAGCACCCGUCCAAGUACGGAGACAAGGAGAUGCAGUAUGUGGAGGCCAUCAGCAACAAGCAGAGCGAGCUGGACAACUACAUCGCCGAAGGCUACAAGAACGCUCUGUCUGAGGAGAGGAGGAGGUACUGCUUCCUGGUGGACCGUCAGUGCGCCGUCGCCAAAAACAGCAACGCCUACCACUCCAAGGGUAAGGAGCUUUUAACCCAGAAGAUCCCCGUGUGGCAGCACGCGUGCGCUGAGCCCAACAAGCUACCGGACCGUGCCAUGUUCCUGGCCCAGCAGAUGAGCGGUGGGAUGGCACCAUGGUCUCCUCUCAUCACCCCAGCAUCUCUGACUCCUACCUGGUGCUAAACCCCUACGGUGCCUCCAGAGCUGGCAGCCCUCAGAGCCAGCGGGGUCAUGGGUCAGCAGAGGCUGAUGGGAGGUGUUGAAGGAGGGAUGGCUGUGAUGAACGGUACAGCCGGCGCCCACGGAGGAGAAGACUACCAGCAGUGGAUUGAGAGCAAGGCGGCGCAGGUCAAGGCCUCGCCGCAGACCCAGCGGCACGGAGCGGAGGUCUACUCCAACACUCUGCCUGUUCGUAAGGUCGCACCCGCCAAGAGCAAGACCCCCAUGAUGGAGACCCGUACGCUGCCCCGGUCCAGCUCCAUGGCGGCUGGUCUGGAGAGGAACGGCAGAACCCGCGUCCAGGCCAUCUUCUCCCAUGCAGCCGGAGACAACAGCACCCUGCUCAGCUUCAGCGAGGGUGACAUCAUCACCCUGCUGGUCCCCGAGGCCCGCGACGGGUGGCACUACGGCGAGAACGAGAAGACGAGGAUGCGUGGCUGGUUUCCUUUCUCCUACACUCGGGUGAUCGCUGAGCCUGACGGUGACAUGAGGCAACUCAGAGUACACAACCUCCAUGGGAAAAGCAGCAGCACAGGAAACCUUCUAGAGAGAGAAGACAUGGCUCUCCCCAUGCCUGAUUACGGCAUCCACCAACGUAUGGCGGCACAGAGCGCUGCGGCGUUGCAUGGUAGACAACAACGCCCCUACAGCGUAGCAGUGCCAGGUUUCUCACAGCCAGGAGUUGAAGAGUAUGAGCCUCGCUUCCCCACAAGUUCCGCAGAGGGCAAACUGAUUUCGACAGUGUGAGGACAGACAGACAAACAGGCACAGACUCAGCCAGAUGAUGCGAUAGGACAGGCCACCUCGCUGAACCCUCAACCAACCCCUCCUCA